AUGGGAAGCUCACCAUGCUUUGAAAACGUAGGGUUGAAGAAAAGGCCGUGGACACCUGAUGAAGACCAGAAGCUGGUUGCUUACGUUCAGCAGUACGGCCAUGGAAGCUGGCAUGCUUUGCCUUCAAAAGCUGGGCUGAAAAGAUGUGGAAAGAGCUGCAGACUGAGAUGGACUAACUAUUUGAGACCUGACAUUAAAAGAGGGAAGUUUAGUCGGCAAGAAGAACAAACCAUCAUUCAGCUCCAUGCUCUUCUUGGCAAUAGAUGGUCGGCUAUUGCAGCACACCUGCCAAUGAGAACAGAUAAUGGGAUAAAGAAUUAUUGGAAUUCACAUUUGAAGAAGAGACUAAGUAAGAUGGGAAUUGAUCCAACGACGCACAAGCCAAAGAGCAAUCCCUUCGGCUUCAAGGAAGCCGCCAACCUCCGCCACAUGGCUCAAUGGGAGACCGCUCGGCUCGAAGCCGAAGCUCGCCUCGUUCGCCGCCACUCCACCAUGUUCGGUUCCUCUCUCCACAAGCCGCCGAGCAAGCCUCCGCCGCCGCCCACAGUUCCGCCGACUCUCGACGUGCUAAAAGCUUGGCAAGCGGCGUGGACUGAGCCGCCGAUGACGGCAUGA
Molecule: messenger RNA, 615 nt
Organism: Ipomoea nil (Japanese morning glory)
Lineage: Eukaryota; Viridiplantae; Streptophyta; Magnoliopsida; Solanales; Convolvulaceae
Product: transcription factor MYB39-like
Exons: 3
Coding region: 1-615 (204 amino acids)
Source: RefSeq, a predicted model, not a curated record